CAACUCCCCACUCCACACACCAGAGGGGAACAUGAGGCGCUUGAAGCAACAGUUGCAGCAAGAGCAGAAGCAAGCGACCAAAUUGAGAGCCAUUGCUGACCGGCAAUUCACGGAACCCUCUGAGCUGGAGGCCUUCUUCAUUGAGUGCGUAGAGCAGGUGAAGGGCGACAUUUCUGAGCGGCGGAAGUUGGCCCUUGAGCAGCGGUCGGCCUUGCGAGGACCGGAGGCAAAAGGGCGAGGUUACCCCGAGACACUUCCACCUCAAGUGGCAAAGCUGGCACAACAGCCCACCUUGGAUGAUUUUACCGUCA
This is a messenger RNA of Cladocopium goreaui, 311 nucleotides long. Lineage: Eukaryota; Dinophyceae; Suessiales; Symbiodiniaceae. The record is from the annotation of a GenBank genome assembly.